AUGUACAAUCACUCUCCAACUGGACAGAACCAAGGCAGCGGUCUUCCACCGCAAAAUACACAACCAAAUCAUUCAUCGUCGUCGAGCAAUAUUCCAGUAGAAGGAGUCCUAUCAACUAUGAUCAACACUCAAAAGCUUACUGUGCCACAGUUAUCUCUUGUCAAUCAAGGUCGAGAGCCAACAACAAUCGCAAUUAAAAUGGCAGAUUUGGAGUGGUGGCUUCACAAUGCUUCUACCUACGGACAUUCAGGAUACUUUGCUGGUAUGUUUGAUUACAAUCGUCCGGAUCCGCAUACAACCGAUUUCGCCAUUCUGCGUCGAGAAAAAUUGGAUUUACAAAAAAUUAAUCAUGAUCUACACUAUGGAAUCAAUCAGUGGAAGAAGUACAACAAAACGGAAGGAGAUGUUCUGAAAAAGGAGUAUGACAACAAGCUAGUUGUUUUUAAUGCUCAAAAAGAAGAGAUUGCUCAAAAGCAUCAAAUUGCUUUGAAGAAAUAUUAUGAGCUGGUGGAAGUCGAAAAGAAAAUUGCAGGCAUGACAGAUGCAGUGAACUCUUUCAAAGGAGAAGUCAAAAUGGAGAAAGAAGAUCCGAAAUACGGUGCAAACAAUGCAGAAAAUUCAAAUGCAUGA
Messenger RNA from Caenorhabditis remanei, 630 nucleotides. RefSeq lists its product as uncharacterized. NCBI's taxonomy places the organism in Eukaryota, Metazoa, Nematoda, Chromadorea, Rhabditida, Rhabditidae. The record is from RefSeq and is a predicted model, not a curated record. The transcript has 6 exons. Bases 1 to 630 code for a protein of 209 amino acids.